UUGAUUUUAUGUGAAUUUACUUAAGACAUACAUUUUCUAACACACUUGUUAAAAUAAUGUUCAUUGUGGCUUACGUUAUCUGUUAUUUUUAACAAUGAAUGAGUUGACAUUAUUAAAAUGGAUUGUAAUAGUUGUUUUAGUGCUAUUGAAAUUCUCAGUAAUGGGUGAGGAAGUACAAACCAAGGUAAGUGGACAAACAACUCAAACAUGUAUGGAUUCCUCAGACUUUGCGCAAGUAGUCAAAACAUCUUACUAUGUGGACAAAACACUCUUCAUCAAAGACAUCUUCCUUUCAGCUAAAGUAAACAUGGUCGCAGCUCCAAGGAAGUUUGGAAAAUCCACCAAUCUCAACAUGAUCAAGAGGUUUUUGGAAAUUGAAAUGGAUACCAACGGUCAACCUAUGAACAUUACAAGCACUUCCAACUAUAAAGUAUUUGUAGAGAACCAUUUACAAAUAACCAAAGAUGAACGAUUCUUCAAUCAGCAUUUUGGUAAACACCCAGUUAUAUACAUAAACUUUAGCUCCCUGAAGACAGUUGAUAGUUAUAAGGAUUUGUUGAAGGAGUUCCGAAAAAUAGUUACCAAAACAUUUGCUUACCACACUUAUUUAGUGAAAAAUGCUUCCAUAUGGAAAAGUGAGGCUGAAAAAGAAACUUUUGUCAAGUACAUAAUCAGGCCAAAAAGUAAAGAACUAAAACUAGAAGAUUUACCCUUUGUUUUUAAAUGGUUAACCCAACUUCUUCAUAACAGAUUUGGAAGGAAACCGGUUGUUUUAAUUGAUGAGUGUGAUGCUUUUGUCUAUCCACUGAUUUUUAAGAGUGCUAAGGACUUGGGGAGAGUCAGCAGGUUUAUGAUGAAGACGGAAGAAUCCUUAUUGGUCUCUAAUGAGCAUAUUGAUAGAGGUCUUAUGACUGGAGUGUUGAAUACCUACAGAGGUGACUUAGCUGAUGAUAUUUACGACUACCACUUUCUUGAAGAUUACCAGUUUAGUCUCUACUAUGGGUUGACAGAAGAUGACCUUGCUAUUUUAUUGAAGAGACUCGUUCCUGAUGAUGUAAAGAGAAGUCAGCUGAAGAAGACUAUUGAUGAGUUUUAUGGAGGCUACAAGAUUUAUAACAAAAACUGUACCUUGACUAAUUCUCACACUAAUAUUUACUGUAUUUGGUCUGUUAUAUAUUUUCUUACCCACCAUCAUUAUAUGAUCAAUUAUCUCUGCCCACCUGAGUAUUAUGACCAGUUUCAAAAUAUCUUUAAAAACGAUGAAGUAAAAAGUGUAGUGAAGAGCUUACUUGAAGGAAAACAAACACACUUGGACCUUCGAGAGCCGUUUUACAAAGAGGACAUUUUAGAACUUAACAACCUUGUUAAGAAUAUCAAUACCACUGGUGAGUUCAGAAGAUCUACAGUGCCUCAUUUACUUUACAAUUUUGGUUAUUUAACUCCAGUUGUGGACAAUAAUGGUUUUUCUAUAGGAAGAUACAAGCUAGCUAAUAAGGAAACAUUAUGUGAACUAGAAAAAUACAUCAGUGCAUAGUAAAUACAGGGUGAUGAACGAGAAAAAACAAA
Messenger RNA from Macrosteles quadrilineatus (aster leafhopper), 1566 nucleotides. RefSeq lists its product as uncharacterized. The coding region runs from base 95 to 1534 and encodes 479 amino acids. NCBI's taxonomy places the organism in Eukaryota, Metazoa, Arthropoda, Insecta, Hemiptera, Cicadellidae. The transcript has 2 exons. The record is from RefSeq and is a predicted model, not a curated record.